AUGAAAGGGAACGUAUAUCAACAUCGAUUUACAAAAGAGAACAUUCCUAUGGUCUAUUUAAAUGUACCAAGUGACGAAAAAUUAGAUGAUACUGACCGACCACGUACUGCUUCAUAUACUGAACGACUUAAGCCACUUGCUAAACGUAUUCCUUCAAAUGCAAGUCUUCCAUGCGCCGCUUAUCGUAGUCGUAAACCGUCAAAUUCAACUGGUAGACCUCGAUCGGUGACAUCAGAUUUAAAUGUUUAUUAUACACCUAUGAUCAGUGAUGAUGAUGAUAAUAAUGAUAAUGAACAACGAGAACUUAUAAUGUCACAAGUUGUUCCAGCAGCUGACGCAUCAUCUGUCAUAGAAAAUAGUCUUUCAGAAAAUGAAAACGAUCUCAUCGAGCUAGGCAAACACUGUCGAUUAAGUAUUUUAUUUCAAGAUUCAUAUUGGUCAAAUCAUCCAUUUUCACUUAAAGGAAGCAAUGCUGAAAAUAUAGAUGCUUACAAAAUCGUCAGCAUACUAUAUGGCUUGGUCAUUUUUAUUGGUGGUGUGGCUUUUUCAAUAUCACAUGCUAUUAUACCAAGAGAAGAAGUUGGAAAUAUCAGACAUCUAGCUGAGAUUUAUUUUACUUAUCUUUAUUGGGUAUCAAUACUUUGGAUCGUGUUCUGUAUCAUCGAUAUAGUUCGUCAUCGGCAUAAAUUUGAAAUAAGUGCCAAAGCAAUCAAUAAAUUGGAUUUGAAUCAUCCUCCAGCUCAUAGUGCUCAUUCACCUUUGUCAUCCGGUAAACAAAAAGAAGUAUCACCAAAUCAACAUAUAACUCAAACAACAGCAGUGCCUUCUUUUAAUUUACAAUUAUUUGACGAUUCGGAUGAGUUUCAAUCUGAAAACAACGAUGAUGAUGAACAUACUAACGAACACCAUGAAGCUAAUGUUGUGAAACAAAGUCAUAAUCGUGACGACGAAGAUUAUGAUGAUAAAAGUCUCCGCCCUCUAAGUGAAAAAUCCCGAUCACUAGAUAAUCUAUCAAUGAAAUCAUCAGCCGAAAUGAGAAAACGGUAUACAAGAGCUCGAAGUGUUCUAAAUCGACGUCAUGCAUUAGAUCCUGGUGGCGUACAUAAUUUAAGAUCGUAUGUACGCCAUAGAAAAGAUAGUAUUGUACAACGUGUUAUGGGCUAUAAUUAUGAUGAUAAUUCUACAGCCGGCGGUCUUUAUAUUCGUGUUGGAAUAGGAAUUUUUUGUCUUGGAACUGUCAUUCAUUCUGGUCUAUCAAUAUUAAGCAAUCUUGAAAAUAGCUCUUGUUCAAGAUGGACAGCUGUAAUGGAUGAUUCCUCGAGAUUAUUAUUUAGUUUUAUACAAUUCUUUUUCAUUUUUAAACAUUCAAAUUUAAUUAUUCGAGCACAUGAAAGUCUUGCUCGUUUAGCUGUUAUUCACAUCGUUGUUACUAAUUUAUGUGUAUGGUUUCGAAUGGUUGUAGUUGAAACAAAAUCUCAAAUAAUGGAAAUAGAUGCUCAUGAAUUGGCAAUAGCACAAUUCGUCGGUGGUCCUCACCUAGCCAAUGGUAGCCAUCAAUCAAUCCAGCAAACAUAUCGUUCAACAACAAUUCCCUAUAAUUGUGUACAAUCAAUAGAAGAAGCUCGGCAAAUGAAUGCUUUCAUUAGCGAAGGCUACAUGAGACUUAAACCUCUUUUAUAUCCGUGUACAAUUGAAUUUAGCCUUAUGUCUUUAACUCUUUUCUAUCUCAUAUGGGAGAAUAUAGGUAAAACAUUUGCAUAUAAAAUGUCUGAUAAAGCAUCAACGAAAAAUGUUUUUAUGGUUAAUUGUCAUGCAUCAAUUAAGGGCUUAUUUACUGGCAUGAUUAUAUUUUCAUGUACAGUAAUAUCAAUUAUUCUUUAUGCUGUCUUUCGAAAUAAAAUUGGGGAUGAUCUGAUUCACGCAACAUCUUUCGCAAGUCAUCAAGAAGCGGUUCAUCACGAUAGAAUUCAUGCUCGUGCAGCAGCAAUAUUAACAACAACAUUAUCGACACGGCACCAUGCAAGUGCUCCCUCUGCACCAUCAAUUCACGGUCCAUUUGCGUCAAUAUCAAAAACUCCGAAAAAAAUUAUAUAUAGCAUUGCUAUUGUUGAGAUAGUAAAUUUAUGUUUGUUACUUAUUUCAUUGGGAGCUACAUUAUGGGCACUGAUGAAAAUUAGAAAAUUACAAUAUAAAAGAACAACUACGCGUUUUGACGAUGUACUAAUUAUAGUUUCAUUAACAGGAACUUAUUUAUAUACAAUUUUCAGUGCUCUAGCAUUACUCAAUAAUAGAAAUCAAGCGACAUGGAUUGCUCAACUUAAAAUAGUUAUUGUUGUUUUAGAAUUUAUUGAAGCAACUGUUCAUGCAUUUUUCAUUCUUGUUGCACUGCGGAAACGUCUUAAUCGAAUAAGCAAACAUCAAUAUCCAGCACGUGAAAUCAUCACAUUGCUGAUAAUGCUUGAUCUUAGCCUAUGGUUUGAAGAAACAACAACAACAACAAAACACGAAGCUAAUCCAUUUCAAUUAGCUUUCUAUCACACCAUACCAUGGUCAAUUAUAGCUGCUAUUGCUACACCACUUCAGAUUUUUUUUCGUUUUCAUGCAUCCGUAUGUCUUUCACAUGUUUGGGAAAACAUGUAUAUCUUACCAGCUUACGAGCCCGUUGCACCACAUGGCUUAUAA
This is a messenger RNA of Rotaria socialis, 2682 nucleotides long. NCBI's taxonomy places the organism in Eukaryota, Metazoa, Rotifera, Eurotatoria, Philodinida, Philodinidae. The record is from the annotation of a GenBank genome assembly.